Mya arenaria is the source of this 3539-nucleotide messenger RNA. RefSeq names its product allene oxide synthase-lipoxygenase protein-like. Gene Ontology annotation, molecular function: protein binding; oxidoreductase activity, acting on single donors with incorporation of molecular oxygen, incorporation of two atoms of oxygen; metal ion binding. NCBI's taxonomy places the organism in Eukaryota, Metazoa, Mollusca, Bivalvia, Myida, Myidae. The transcript is spliced from 15 exons. Bases 635 to 2650 code for a protein of 671 amino acids. The record is from RefSeq and is a predicted model, not a curated record. Gene Ontology annotation, biological process: lipid oxidation.
GGAUGAAUGGAGAAACUAGUGGACCAAUAUAUAUCAUACAGAGUACCAUACUGCUCGCCAUAUCUAGAAGUAGGCGGCCUGUUCACCUGUUUAAAAGGAGACCUGCUUUAAGGAGAUAUACGCUACGAUACACUCGCUGUACACUUUUGGGGGUUGAAUGAUGUGCGUUCAACUAUUUCAUUCAUAAACGAUUCACAAUUGAAUAGUGUUAAGUCGGAUUAUGAUAAACAAUAUUGUAAGAAUUCAUGGAUUAAAGACAAGUUAAAGAAAUUGUUCUUUGGAAGUGAACGGAGUUGUGCAAGUGUUUUGUCUUUAUAUUGAUAUUCACUAAUAGUAGUUUAAUGUGUGUCAAACUGAACGGUGAUAAUUUCAUAUGUAUGCUAAGGUUUAAAAGUGUGCUUUGUGUUGUGUAAUACUGAUUGUAGUAAUGCUUAAAUAGAGCAAAGAUAGAAUUAAUGUUUAAAUUGUUACAGUUUUAACUAGAAAGCAAAUAAAGGACACUAGAAUAAGAAUAUCAAAUAUAUUCAGUGAAUGUCUUAACUGUUAACACGAUCAGCAGGAUACGUCAUUUUUAUGCUGAGAUGCUUUCUUAAGUGCAAUACCCGAGACAAGUUAAGACCUCUUUCCAUAAAACAUGGGCGCAUGUCUGGGUGUGCAAAACGCCAAGUUCGUAAUAUACGUGAGAACUGGCGACAAGAAGAACGCCGGCACCGACGCCAACGUCAAGAUACGGCUCCAUGACACUCAUGGCACGCACACGGAAGAUCUAACGUUAGAUAAUUUCUUUCGGAAUGAUUUCGAGAGCGGCCGACUUGACGUGUUCCCCAUCAAAGACCUCAAGGUCAAGGGCUUCGACGGACAUGUCUCUAUGGUUGAGUUCUGGAGAGACAACGCGGGGCUCGGUGCCGAUUGGUAUGUGGAUAAAAUAGUGGUUGAAAACCGGAAGACGAACGAUACUUUCAUAUUUCCGGUGUUCCGCUGGAUUCGCCCGGACUAUCACUACUCAAUAGAGUGUCUGGACACGUCCUUACCCCAGUUUGAUCCCCACAAGGAGCAGCGGCAGGAGGAGUUGGAAUAUAAACGGAAGGACUAUCAGACAGCACAGAAAGUCCCUAAUGGACCCGCACAGAUCAAGGUGAUGCCCGCGGAUGAAGCCUUCUCAUUCGACUACAAGUGGGACAUCGUGAAGACUAAGGCGCAGUUGAUCCUGGUCAGUAAGCUCGUCAUGAUGACCAGUGGACGCUGGGAGUCCCUGUCUCAUCUUAAACAGGUCUAUACCAAGGAAAUCUUCAGUGAACCCGACGGUGCAAAGCGCUGGAGCAACGAUCUGUUUUUCGGAAAUCAGAGGAUCGCCAGCAUGAACCAUUCUUGUAUAGAGUUGUGCACAGAAAUCCCGGACAAGCUUGGGGUUACAGAGGAGAUGUUAAAGCCGUUCCUUGAAGGUUGUUCCCUCAAGGAAAUGCUUGACGCCAAAAGGCUGUUCAUCGUCGACCACAACAUUCUCACCGGCCUCCCACAUCGCAAAGGAUUCUACACAUGUGUGCCGAUCGCGCUGUUUUUCGUGAACGAGAAGCAGCACCUUGUCCCCAUAGCAAUCCAGCUCCACCAGGAGAAGGGCCCCGACAAUCCGAUAUUUUUACCCGACGACAGCCCUAAUGUCUGGCUGAAGGCAAAGAUGUGGUUCAACAAUGCCGACGCCAACGUUCAUCAGUCACUCACACAUUUAGGAUACACGCACCUGCUCAUGGAGGGCAUCACCGUGGUUACACACCGGAACCUCUCCCAGUCACAUCCCAUCUUCAAACUCCUAGCACCACACUUCCUCUAUCUUAUUGCCAUCAACACGCGAGGGUUAGAGCUGCUUGUGUCUCCAAAUGGCUGGGUAGACAAGACGAUGAACGUCGGGAUCGCUGGCAUGUUUGAACUCAUCAGGAGAGGACUCAAUAAGUGGAGGAUGGAUGUGGAAGGAACCUUGCCAAACGAUUUGAAGAGAAGAGGGGUGUUGGACCAGAAUAUAUUACCUGGCUACCAUUUCCGUGACGACGCACUCUUGAUCUACAACGCCAUAAAUACAUACGUUCGCAAAUAUGUGGACCUUUAUUAUGACUCGCCGGAGAAGAUCACGGGCGACUGGGAGAUCCAGGCAUGGGGCGCCGAGCUCGUCAAGGACCGAGCGCAAGGAGGAUGUGGGCUCAAUGGCGUUCCCAGUAAUGGUCAAUUCGCCAGCAAGGACGACUUGUAUCUGGUGUUGACGUCAAUUAUCUACUCGUGCAGCGUUGCGCAUGCGUCAACCAACUUCCCCCAGUACGACGAAUAUGCUUUCCCGCCUAAUUACCCAGCUUUACUGAAUGGGGAACCACCCAAAGACAAGACACCUAUCGAGGAGAGUGAGCUGGUGAGUAUGUUACCGGACAAACCUACCACGCUGGACAUGAUGACCGUCACUAAGAUCCUUAGCUCGCGGGGAACCAAGAGUCUGGGGGACUUUGAGGUCCAGUACAUAUUUGAGCCGGAGGCCAGGAAGAUAGUCGAUGAAUUCCGAGCGGACUUGGCCGAGAUUAGCAAGACGGUGAAGGAGAGGAACAAGAAACGGGACAUUCCGUACCCCCAUCUGGACCCCGAGAUUGUCCCCAACUCAAUCAGUAUCUAGACACGCCCACCUGUACGUGCCACGCACACCCGUACAUGCUACGCCUGUUUUAGAUGCCACGCGCACGAACUCCGUCUCGCACUGUACAAAACAAGCCUUGUUCACUUCGAAGUUCAACUAUGUUUAUUAAACAAUUACAACGACCUUCUUCGGAUAGUGACAUUUUAUUCGGAUGGUGUCAUGUGUUCAUUGAAGUUGAGUUGGUGAUUUGUGAAGAAAGUCAUGUAUAUGUGUAUAUAUACUCGUACAUGCAUGAUCAAAAUAUACAUACACUUUGAGAACUCUACAUUCAAUGGUGGUUUUGUAGAAGAGGUCUGAAAUGUCUCCAAAAUAUCCAAUUGUUAUAGAUAUAUGAGUGUUAAACAUUUUGUUAUUUCAAAAUCAUGAAAAGUACUAAUUUUUGCAGCACCUAGAUAGAAAUAGGUCACGGACAAAGAUGAAUCAAUGGUAUUUAUCGUUAGUUAUUUUACAUUUUUUUUCUCAUUUUUUACAUGUAUAUAAUGAUAAAGAGAUGUUUAUUUAGUUCCGUUUUAUGUGUUCAAUCGUCCCCGGAGAUGGUAAGUCAUGGGGAAUAUAGUACACAACAAAAUACUGUUGUGUAUGUGACAUCUGAUUUAGAUUUUCAAGAAAAUACUCACAAAAUAUAAUUCUUUUUUGGUUUACUAAAGUGGUAGUAAAGUGGUAGACAGUCGAACACACGUAUACAGAUCUGCGCAUUUUCUUAUACUUUUAAUGUUGUUUUGACAACUUUUGUAAGUAGUUAACCUUUUUGCUUUUUAUGAGUAGGUGUAAAUUAUAUUAUUGCAAUACUUACUUGUAUUUGUGUUGUUUUUCAUUCUGAUUAUGCAUUAGAUUUAAACCUCGUUCCAAUAGAUAUCUAACAUUUAUA